AUAUUCCCCGCGGUGGUGGUUGACCACGUGAAGCAAGGCCACCUCCUCACAGAGCUCUGGCUCACUAACCACCACAUAGGCACCCUCCCAGCAGAGAUUGCGACAUUCACCAAGCUUCGUGUCCUCGGUCUUGCGGGGAACGCGCUCACCGCUUUGCCGGCUGAUCUUUGUCUGCUGACAGCGCUCGAAGCAUUGUAUCUCGAGAACAACCGCCUCCAGACACUGCCGACUAAAGUGAAGUUCCCACCACAACUUCGCGAGCUGCGCCUAGAUAACAACCAGCUCGCGGUAUUUCCGGUUCAAAUCACCAAGCUGAGACUGUUGAAUCGUCUUGGUUUGAGCCACAACCAAAUCAAGACGCUACCUGAAGAAAUCCACCGACUGAGGAACCUCGUGGAGCUCAAUUUGGACUACAACCGCCUCGACGCUGAAUUUCCUAGCGGGUUUGGUGCUCUCCAGCGACUGGAAAGACUCGGGCUAGAAGGCAACUUUCUUGCUGAAAGGCCGAGCGUUCUUGAUCGUUUGCCAGCGCUUUCGUACAUUCGCUUGAGCGGAAAU
This is a messenger RNA of Phytophthora sojae, 558 nucleotides long. RefSeq lists its product as hypothetical. Gene Ontology annotation, molecular function: protein binding. The record is from RefSeq and is a predicted model, not a curated record. The transcript has a single exon. The annotation marks the transcript as partial. NCBI's taxonomy places the organism in Eukaryota, Oomycota, Peronosporomycetes, Peronosporales, Peronosporaceae.